CACACACACACAUGCAUGCAUGCAUACACUCUCCCUUCUCUCACUGUCUCCCCUAUCUCUCUCCCAGUCAUACUCGGUCCUGUGCAGAGUUGAGGAGCCCUGGAGAGGAGAUGAUGCUGGUGAUGUUUCUGUUGGAGCUCUGAGUGAUGAUUUUUUUUUCUUUUCCCUCUUUUAAAAAAACUAGAAAACUAGACUCAGAGCAAUGUUGAUGCAACAGCACCUCUUCCCUCUGCGCUGUGUUGAUCUGCCUGCCUCCUGCCUAGAAUCAGCCCAUUUUGGGGGGAUUUAAACGAUAGAGAGUGUGCUGCGCCGGCUGUGCGCUCUGCAGUUCUGGUGCGCCGGAUCUUCUUCUUCUUCUUCUUGUCUUCUUUAUCUCUCCACUGAAGGAUGCUCAUUUCUUUCCAUGAACAGGGAUAUUACUACUACAACUACCAACACUCUUGUCGCUGCUGCUGCUGUCCACUUCUCUGCCCCAGUCAGAUCGCAGUGUGAGGCGCCCCGGUCCCCUAAAGGGAAGAAGAAGCAUGUCAGAGGCACCCGUGUUGCACAUGGAAAUGAGCUGUCUGCUCCUGGUUCUGCUGGACUCCAGCCUCUAAACCAGACUUGAGAUUAUCCAAAAAAAAUCACAGAUCGCAGUUCAGGUCCUGAAGAAAUUGGGGAUCCUAAGUGUUCCUUUCUGACAAGCUGAAAAUUCCUGUAUCACUGUAUUUCGAGGAGCGCCAGCUGCUUAAACCCAGCUCUAUGGUUUUCUGAUUUGUCCAAGACUGCAAUUUUGACAUCUGACUAAGAGUGUACGUAGUCUUGGCACAUCUCUUUAAGGCCAGUAUGGAGAGGAGGAAUGAUUACAGCGACCCAUAACUGUCUCAGCGUGACGUGUGAUUAGAGAAAUCCCCCGGACCUUGUCAGAAACUCUGAAUCAGCACACUCAUACACUGAGAUGACCCAAGAACAGUGCACUCAUAGGAACAAUGUCCAGAGUUCAGAGAAACCACAAGUGUACAAAGUGGGAAUAUACGGCUGGAGGAAACGCUGCCUUUACUUCUUUGUCCUGCUGCUGAUGAUCCUGAUCCUGAUCAAUUUGGCACUAACUAUCUGGAUCCUCAAGGUCAUGAACUUCACCAUAGACGGCAUGGGCAACCUCAGAAUAACAGAGAAGGGCCUGAAACUGGAAGGGGACUCUGAGUUCCUGCAACCCCUCUAUGCCAAAGAAAUCCAGUCCAAACCAGGCCGCCCGCUGUUCCUGCAAUCGUCCAGAAACGUGUCGGUCAAUAUCGUCAACAGCAACAACCAGCUUCUCACGCAACUUGUAACAGGAUCCAAUGGAUUUAAAGCGCGAGGCAAGAUGUUUGAAGUCAAAUCCACCUCUGGGAAGCUCCUCUUCUCCGCCGAUGAGCAGGAGGUGGUGGUGGGUGCUGAGAGGCUCCGAGUGAUGGGGGCCGAGGGAGCCGUGUUCAGCAAAUCAGUGGAGACGCCGCAUGUCAGGGCCGAGCCAUUCAAAGAGUUAAGGCUGGAGUCUCCCACUCGCUCCCUACUGAUGGAGGCUCCUAAAGGCAUCCAGAUCCUGGCUGAAGCGGGUGACAUCCAGGCCAUCUGCAGGAACGAGCUGCGAUUGGAGUCCAAAGACGGAGAGAUCUCUCUGGAUGCCCGGAGGAUUCGCCUGAUGCGGCUGCCUGAGGGGAAGGCCUCCACCAGCUCCUCGUCCUCUGGGACCAGGCAGACUGUCUACGAGGUUUGCGUUUGCCCCAACGGGAGGCUUUUUCUGUCCCAGGCCGGCACUGGAUCCACCUGCCAGAUCAGCAACAAUGUCUGCCUCUAGGACUGAUACAUGCAAAUAUAAAUAAAAUACACAGAUAUCCUGAAAGAAAGACUGGCAAAAACAGACAGAUGUACACAUAUCGCCUGCCUCUAGGACUGAUUCACAGCAAACACUACAUACAAAGACUGCCAGAGCUGAUGGAAAUACAAACAAUCUUAGAUACUGUACUUAUACAGACACACUGAUGUAUACACUUUACAACCACAAACAUUCAGACUGAUAUUUAGGCUCAACCGAUAUGUUUUAACAGGCCAAUACCGAACAAUUUUGGAUUGAAGCUCCUGACAGCUGAUAUUUUUGCCAAUAUUUAAAUGCUAAAAAGUAUUUUCUCCCUUAAUUUUAUAUGUUUCAGAGUGUAAAAGCCUUUGAAAUUAGCAUCUAGAGCAUCAUGGGAUACUAAAACUCUCCACUGAGUCAUUCACAUCUCUCUAAGCUCUUUAUACAUGCAGUACGGCUUUUAAACUGAAUGAUAUGGAUAAAGGAAGAAAUAAAAAUGUGUUGCAUUGCAGGUUUUAACAACUUUUUAAUACAACUGAGUUCAGAAAGGAAACUUCAUCUCCAUCAUAUUGGGAAUAUUGGACUGCUGGCUGAUACACUAAUUAAAGUAUUGGUAAUAUAUCGGUCUGACCCUAACAGUCAUACAUGCACACUAGCUUACAGACAUGCAUUCAAACAUGAACAUGGUGUAGAGACACACACACUCUCACUCUUUGCUCAUAGGAGCCUCCUGGUAGAACCUGACAGGAAAACUCUCCAGAGAUUUACUAGAAGAGACACUGAUCUGUUCUCCCUCAAGAGCAUUUCAGUACCAGAAUCACUAGGGUGAUCACCCAUCGCAACAAGCCCCACCCACUGCCCCCUUCCUUUUCCUCAUCUUCUCUUUUUCCUUCUGCGAUUGUACCACAGCUGAAAUGAUCAAAGGGUUUAUACUGGUUCUUUAAAGCCCCAUAGGCAUGCUACUGUAUAAGCACUCAGUUACAGCUAUUUCUAACAUGAAUUGUGUCAGGAUAUAAGAUGGUAUAAUAAACAUGAAGACUUGCCCUGGAUGUAUUACCAGAGCUGGAUACCAGACUCCCAUUUACCCGGAUGAAUGAAAAAAGGCAGCACACCAGCCCAAAACAAAUGUUCAAGCUCAUGGUUCAAGAUGUGUUCACUUUCAUAUGUGGUCCUAAAUCAGACACAAGUGUGUUAGAUGUGUUACAAUGAGACCACGUUUUAGCCCACUGAGAUGUCACCUAUUGGCGUCUUGAAAACUGUUUUGAAAUUUGGCAUUGUGGACGUCAUCAUCUUGUUUGUUUUCAGAGCCAGGAAGUGUCCAUAUUUGGACGAGAGCAUGAAGAUUGUUGCGAGUUCAGUUGUGCUUGGUUCUGAGUCCUCAUCCUCUCAUCAAGUCAUGUGAUGUCAGUCGUUUGACAUGUUACACUGGAAUCUCUUAUUAGCCACUGGGCUAGAGUGGCCACUGGGCUAACGGCGUCAUAUCCAGCUCUUUUGAUACAUCCAUGGGACUUGGACAGUUUCUGAGGUGGAUCCAGAUAUAUAUGUUCUAUAUACUGUAUGCAUUAAGUGCUGUUAGUGUGCCUAUGCAACAGUGCAUCAACAAUAGUCCUAUUUUGUGGAAAAGAGUUGUUGCUUAAGAGCAACAGAACUAAACUUCUUUAACUAAUUAGGCCAUUUGUAGCUCAAAAGGCAGACAGACAGAGAGUCGUUCACUGUUGAGGCUCUAAAUUGACAUUGCAGUGAAGCUGUGUAUCAGUAAAUUAUCCCACAAAAUAUUUAGCCCAUUGCAUUAUGACAAACAAUGACUCACCACGGCAUGUUUACAUCUUAUCACAGUCACCCAAAUGGGGAAAAACCAUUCAAAUUAGCUCCCCAGUUCUAGCAGCCAGCAGUGCUGUAUUUGAUUUAUUUCCAUAUUUAAACAGAAAGAUCUAUAAACGUGGCACAAGUGCUGCGACACAGACCUCAGCUUCUCAACUACUGGUCUAAUGGUGAUGAUGGUUUUUCUUUGUUUGAUGAGAUUUUUUUGGUUUUAUUCGAUGUAAUCUUUUGAUUUUAUGAAAAGCUGUUUUUAACUUUGCAUAAAGAGUGUCAGUGUUAUGUUACGCCUGCAUAAAUCCCGUCCAUGUGUCUUCCUACCAAAACAGCAUCACCCGCCUAUGAACCUGACAAUGAAGAAGAUCAUGAAAAGAAAAAAAAAACACUUGACAUCCUGUUAUAACCCUCAGCAGAACAUAAAUGUCCAAUGUAAGCUGCGCAAACCUUGGUGGUGGUCACCCUACUUGUUUCUUGCACUGGGACUUUUUUUUUUUUUAAAAAGGACAAAAAAACAAAACAAACUAACGCGAGCCACUCUGUUGAAAGAGGGGAACUGUGCCUGUGCCUUAUGUCGAUGCACUUGUGGCAAGAAGAAGCACAUCACACAGACUUUCUUUGGCAUCAAUGUGUAACAUGAUCUCUGAUUUCAGUUUCAUCCCAUCCACAAAUCUCUUUCCCUCUGUGUGAAUGCAAAGACCUUCAGCCGCAUCUGUCUCAAGCGCCCCCUGCUGUCAACACCUGACUCUGCUGAAGGAUGUGGCAUUUUUUUUCUUUUUUUUUACUUUACCUCUUUAACUUCCCCAGUUUUGGACAUCCCUCUUGUUGCUUUGCUUCUCAUGAUCCAAUGUGUGAAAACAUAUAAGUGUGUUUGUGUUUUUGUUUAAAGCGAUGAACAUGUGAUCCUGUGGAGCUUAAUUGAUAGAGUACACCACUGAUGGGUCUGAUUUCCACUGCAUAUCGCAAGGCACAAAAGAGACACUGUUAGACUCCAAAUAAAUCACUUAAUUCUCUUUUCAAGGCAAGGCGUUUUGUUCUAAAAGGCCCAAAGCAUUGCCUUGAAAGAGAAUUAAAGUAUUUUUUUGGAGCCUAACAGUGUGCAGUCCUUUCUCUUUUGUGCCUUGCAGUGAUAUUUUUUGUCUUGCACCUAAAUAUUUAUGCCUGGAUGUGCGCACUCUGCUUAUCGCAAACCAUCUGACCAAUAAGCAUCUAGUUUUUACAAAAAAGUUACCACACAAGAUCGGCAUGUCUUUACACAAAGGUUUAUUUCAUCUCUCAGCUCAACAGGAUAACUAAAGAACUUAAGCUGUAACAUAAGGAACAAUAUAAUGGUUUGAUUAAGGGUACAGACAGAAUCAUUGUGCUGUGUUGUGUCUGUUUGUGCUGAACGUAAGCGCUGUGAAACAAUCAGGAAAUAACGUUUUAUUUUGCUGAUGUAUCUAUGCCGGCGCUCCCACACUCUGAUUCACUGUCUAUUUCUCUCAACCAGUGUUCACUGUCUCCCUUUCUCUUUGUAUGUGUCUUUCUCUCUCAAACCAUCGGACGUAAACCAAGGAAGGAAACUUCUUAGUGUCGCUAUUUUGCAAUGUUAAGCCUGAAACAGAUUUAGAAGCUUGGUAUGUGAAAUAAACAAAGCCAGAACACAACAAGUAGAGUAUCAGAGUUUAGUCCACCAUGAACCCACCUGGAUAGCCUCAGUUUCAGUGGCAUUUCAGGCUGACUGUGGAGGGGUUUUUGACCGGUAUCAUCGUCUGAUUGGGCGCCAUAGCAUGAUGUCGGGCUGCAUGACAUCCAGGCUUUUCGGCAAACCGCACUAUCCCCACUGUCAUCAAGUAAAUGGAAAAACGUGUUUUCGAAGCAGCACUGAAAUCUGUCUGAAUGAGUUACUGAGUUACAGACAAAUGUAAUGUGAUUACUAUACCCAACACUAGUCUUUUGACUUUAUAAGAUGGAAGACCUUCUGUAAAGAUGUCAAGAUCUUGUGUUAUAACACCCACAAGCAACUAGACCUUUUGGCCAAGUAGCUUGUGAUAAGUCCUGAACACAUAGACGCGCAUAAAACGUGCACAGCAUUUUCUUUUUUUUUUACGUUGUUUAAAAAGUGUCACAACCUUUUCAAGAGUCAGGUGUAUCAAUCUUCUCGCUGUCUCUGAGCUUCUCUGUCGCUGUAUAUUAAAGGACUUUCAGAAAUAUUUCACAACAAAAUUGAUCCUAUCUGAUGUAUUUGUUUUUUUGAAUAUGUGUACACAAGAGAAAUCCACAUUUUUGUACGGUUGUAUGUGUAAAUAAUGUAUACAUAACCGCGUCGGUGCGCACCAGAUAAAGCCGGUGGAAGAAAAACACUGCUCUUUUGCAAAAGGGAAGACAUUUUUAUAAUGUACAUCAGUGUGUGUUUUUAUACUAAAUGACAAAAAAGAAAAAUAAUGCUAAAGGAUAUUCAUUGAGUUAGCAUGUACAGAAAUGUAUACAAUGUCCGCCUGUGGAGAACAACCAGGUUUUGUUUUUAUUCCUUCUGCUUCCUGUACUUGUCUCUCCCGCUGAGCUCAGAUGUUUCACACACAAACACAAACCUCCUUACUUUUCUGUUUGGGUUGUUGGUGUUCAGUCGGGCCCAAGGUCUUUGCAUUCUCACCAAGUGUGCUGUGUGUAAAUUUGUGCUACUAUAUGAGUGAGCUUUUGUUUUUGUUCAUCUGCUCCACAGAACGUCUUGAAGGAUUCUCAGAGACACAAACACAGAAACCAAAAGUAAAAAGUGGAAAAAGGAAAAAAAAAAGCAGAGAAGGAAAUGAUACGCAGCGUUACAAAGGAGUUGCAAUCAGUGAAUUAGUACAGGAACAUGCAACAAAAAUCCACUCACUGAAAAACCAAAUUAUAAAUCACACUAAAACAUUCUGAGAAAGUAAAUGAUUACAUUGGCAUGGGAAUAAAGAACUCUGAAGGUGAUUCGGUGAUGAUGGAUUACGUUGCUGAUUGAAUGAUAAUAUCGAGCAGAUCGCUGUUCUGUAAUGCAGCCCUGUGUUCACGCUGAGUGCUUUCUUUUCUUUCCUACACACUGGGAUUAACAUCCAUCCUGAAUAUUUACAUUUUUUCUUCAUUCUUCAGUCUGAAACUGCCGUUCAUGGAGUAGUUUUCAAAGAUGCCAAAAUAAAAGGCGUUUGCUCAAA
Molecule: messenger RNA, 6792 nt
Organism: Larimichthys crocea (large yellow croaker)
Lineage: Eukaryota; Metazoa; Chordata; Actinopteri; Sciaenidae
Gene: sgcd
Product: sarcoglycan, delta (dystrophin-associated glycoprotein)
Exons: 10
Coding region: 938-1816 (292 amino acids)
Biological process (GO): cardiac muscle tissue development; heart contraction
Cellular component (GO): sarcoglycan complex; sarcolemma
Source: RefSeq, a predicted model, not a curated record